CUAUCAGCGCAUUAAGGUUUUAAAUCUUAUCCCUGUCUUCUACCGUGGGGACCGACCGCGUCCACAAGCCGCACAGUCGCUCAGUGCUCUGCCGCUCGCUGUGUCGCUAUGUCGCUUCUUUUCCCUCAGUCUUGGGGCCUGGGUGGCCUGGGUGGCCUGAGCCUGCUAGUACCGUGCUUCUUUUUUUCCCUGAUUUCUAAACUUGGUAUCAAGCUCCAUCGCGGCACCAUGCCCACUCGUCACUACUCGCUACCGCUCUGCCGCUCUGCCCACUGUGUUGACUCGCCGCGCCGCCUGCCUGCCUGCCUGCCUGCCUCGCCGUGCUCGAAUGCCUCCUCAUGUCUUCCCCGUCACCCCGUCUUUCACCCCCUUCUUUUUUGCCCUAAUAUCAAGGUCGAGUCAGUUGCUUCUGAGCCACCUGGCCGCUGGUGCUUAGCCUCUUUCCCCUGGUCCAGAGGCCAAAAGGGGGCCCAGAAGUUUAUGCAACAAUGACGAUGGGACAAAUAAUAUCAGACGAACGAGUGUUGAUCCCCGUUCCCGCUGUUCGCCCGUCCAGCCCGCCAGCCCGCCAGCCGCCAGCCCGCCAGCCCGCCUCUCUGCUCUCUCGGGCCCUGCCCACACGUUGUGUGUUAUGUGUCACGGUGUCACGGUGUCUGGGCGUCUGAGCGUCUGUGGGUGUUUUGUGUCUUCUGGACACGUCGUGCCAAUCGGGCAAUCAGUCGACCACGAGUCUGUCAUCUACGAUCGGCAAACUUAAACAAAAACUUUGCUUAGACGCCCUCUGCACUCGCUGAUCACAAUCACACCCCUCCCCUCCGCUCACGACAGGAGAGAAGAGAGAGGGAGGGAGAUGCUGGACGCUCGGUACACCAGUGACAGUCCAAUUACACCCACCACUUCCAAACGCCCGCCAGCCCGCCCGCCAGCCCGCGCUCCAUCGCGCCGUCCUGGCAGGCUGGGCAGCCACAGCCUGGCGAAUGCCAUGGCCAUGCACGAAAUCCGGGCUAUGGGGCCCCGACGGGUCACAUCGCCGCUCAAAUCAGACAAUCAGACCAACCACUCAGGCGCUUCCCUGCAAUCUCUGGAUACGAUACGGAUAACCGGUAUGUCCACUCCCCAGCUCUCCUCUCACUAGCACCACCAUCGGCGCGGUACAGUAAAGGGGCCGGGCCACUAGCCCCCCAGUGCUGGUUGCUGUUUUUGGAAGUCUCUAUGUCUCUCAUCACGUACUCAUCUCUUCACCUCUUCUUUUGCCCCCCUUCUGCCUGCGUAUUUGUUCUACCCUACUGUGGUAUAUGGCACAGUAAGCAUGGGGGCAGGGGGGAUGGGGUGUACCCUGUACAUGCACAUCAUAGUACCCAACCACCACCUUAGCAGCUUAACAGCUUCGUAGGCAGCCCGGCAGCCCAGGAGACGAUCCAGUAGUCUUGUACGCACUGACAGUACAGUGGUGUGGACUGUAUUCUGUUGUCUGUCUGUCUCUGCCUCUUUUUCCCAAUCCAAGGGGGCCGCAGCAGCAGCAGCAGGCAGGGGGUCAGUCGAUGCUGCAACGUGACGGGGCCCCAUCCCGGACGCUUCUGGAAAUCUCUGCCGGCCGUUCGGGGUGAUCAUAACAAAUCACCAUUCGAACCUUUGAUUUCUUUGACCCUCUUGCCCUCCUGGUGACGCCCCUCUCUUCUCCUCUUGGCAGGGCUCUGCUCUAACUGGCAGGGUUGGUAGGCCAUGUCUCUCGCUUUGUCCGAGCUGCCGAGUAACCGCAAAUACGCCGUCGUGCAAGAAGGGGAAAGAUCACUGGGCAAUUGUGGGACGCUCGUGCUGGUCUGAAUUCGGAAUACGGGAGCGCGUCCCUCUACCAAGGCUGUUGCUCGCUCGCCACCCCUGGCAGUCUGGGGACCUCGGGGCACGAGAUCGAACAAGCAAUUUACCAACACAGACACCACCUCCGCACGUCGGUAGGUUUGUAGGUUUCUGAUUAGGUUUCCUCCACCCCUACUCCAGUUCGUUCCUUACACGAUCUCUCUUUUUUGUUGCGAUAUUCCCAAGAAGUCUUGGUCCUGCCUCGACCCGUCUUGAAUUGAACCACAUUCGUUUAAACCCCUAUUUGGUGACUUGAAGUGUAUAGUUUGGACCCGGGCAGAUAAUACUCGCACUGCGCGCCCAGCAUUACGCGUCCAGUGUCCUGAAUCCCAGCCAGUCCUUUCAACCUCUCAAAUCAAAACACAGGCAUCAUGCGUGCCGUCUCGCUCGCUUUGACAACGGCUUCGGCCCUCCUCAGCCUCUCCAGUGCUGCCUCGCUGGAGGAGUGGAAAUCCCGCUCCAUCUACCAGGUCGUCGUCGACCGUUUCGCCCGGACGGAUGGUUCCACCACGGCCGCCUGCGAUGAACUCUUCCUUUUCUGUAAUGGCACAUGGACCGGUCUUAUCAACGGUCUGGAUUACAUCCAAGGCAUGGGCUUCACGGCCGUACAGAUCAGCCCCAUCUCAAAGAACAUUGAGGACAACACCGCCGUCGGUGAGGCAUACCAUGGCUACUGGGUGGAUGACCUCUACGCCGUCAACGAGCACUUUGGCACCGAGGAUGACCUGAAGAAGCUGUCCGAGGAGCUCCACAGCCGUGACAUGUACCUCCUGGUCGAUGUUGUCGUCAACAACAUGGUCCAAAAGUUCGACAACAUUGUCCCGCCAAAGAUCGAUUACUCCAACUUUAACCCGUUCGACGACCAGGACUACUUCCACCCCUACUGCAACGUCACCGAGUGGACCAAUGAGACAAACUACCAGGACUGCUGGCUCUACCCUUACGGUGUCGCCCUUGCCGACUUGAAGACCGAGGACGACAAGGUCGUCGACAUGUUUAGCGACUGGAUCAAGGAGCUCGUUUCUAACUACUCCAUCGACGGCCUGCGAAUCGACGCCGCCAAGCACGUCAACCGCGAGUUCCUGCCCAAGUUUGUCGAAGCCUCCGGUGUCUUCGCCUUCGGUGAGGUCCUCACCGGUGAGCCCGAGGACUUCUGCCCCUACCAGACCCAAGGCUACCUGCCCGGCAUGCCCAACUACCUCGAGUACUACAAGAUCAAGGACGCCUUCAACGCAGGCUCCAUGACCAUGAUUGAUGAUAUCCGUGAGCAGGCGCGGUCGUCCUGCAACGACACUUUCGCCCUCGGCUCCUUCGCUGAGAACCACGACAUGCCUCGUUUCGCCUUCUACAACCAGGACAUGGCCAUCGCCAAGAACGCUAUGGCAUACAUCAUCCUCAACGACGGCAUGCCCCUCGUCUACCAGGGCCAGGAGCAGCACUUCUCCGGCGGCGACACCCCCCAGAAUCGUGAGGCCCUCUGGCUGUCCGGCUUCGACACGACGUCGGAGCUGUACGUCACCGCUGCCAAGCUCAACAAGGCCCGCAACACCCUCAUCGGCCUGACCAACACCACCGACAGCACCUACGUCGACUCGCGCGCGCAGACCCUCAUGGUCAACGACAACCACCUGUGCCAGGUCAAGGGCCCCGAGGGCUUCCAGAUCGUCAGCUGCAUCGUCAACCACUCGUCCAACGGCCCCUCGUACGAGCUGUCCAUCGGCGGCUUCACCGCCGGCGACCAGGUCGUCGAGGUCCUCAGCUGCGGCACCUCCACCGCCGACGAGACCGGCAACGUCACCAUGUACAUGAACAAGGGCGAGCCCAAGGCCUACGUCCUGCAGAGCCUGCUGGAGCAGAUGCCCGGCGUCUGCAACGAGACCAAGGACGCCAAGGACGCCUCCAAGGACAGCGCCGCCCCGUCCCUGGCGAGCGGCCUGGCCACCGUCUUCACCGUCGCCCUCGCCUCCGUCGCGAUGCUGAUGUAAAAGACUGACUGCGGAGCAGCUCCUUGUUUUUUUGUUAAAGUGGUGAUUCUGAAAAAGUCCGGCGGCAUUGCCCGUCGGGACUCGUUUGAGCUUACUGAUGGCGUGCUGCUUCGUGUGCUUGAUGCCUUAACGUCGCGCGGCUUUGAAGGAGCUGGUUGGUGGAAUGGAGUGGGCGGUAGUCGUGAAAUACUUUUUAUAACUCUCUUGCGUGUGCACAUGUUUUGCUGCUGCUCUGUUGGCACGUACAUAUGUUUUCAUGAAAACCUUUGAUAUCCAGACUUACGUACAUUGACAUUAAUUCAUUAAUAUGAACUCUGUCUGCUAUCAUCCCCGUGUUUAUCAAAUGUGACUGGUCAGAAAUCGGGCACGCCCGGGAGCCCCCCCCUCGGGGGGGAGGCUGGCGCAAGGGAUGGAGAGAGUGUUCGGGACAGCAUGCCCGCCCAGCACGAUUCACUCUCGCAGAGUUCUCAGACAACAAGAGGCUUGUAUUGCGAAGCUACGGGGGCUUGAUCAGCUUCCCAUACGAAUCCACUGAACGGACAGUUGGGGGUUGAAGGGCUGAUGGAUUCGAGUUUCCAACUCAACACCUCUGAGAAAUGGCAUUAUACGAAGCCGCGAGAUAUCUUCGAACAUGUGACAUGAGGCUGAAUAGACCCAUUCUGUCCCGGUUUUACUGACAUCAUACCUACCUUGGCAAGGCUGGAAGCAAUCUCCAGCGAGGCAUCACCCCUCAGUCCUCAAUUCCUCGAGUCCCAAGUCCAUCGCGACAGUGAUCAUCGACACUGAUUUCACGGGCAAGUAUGAGGUGAGGUCAGUACAGUACAACCUCGCAGUACGGAUCAUCCCAGAACAGUUCUUGUCUUAUAGGGCUUAGGAGGUUUCAAAUAUGAAGGCACUCACUCGGCCGAGAA
Diaporthe batatas is the source of this 4753-nucleotide messenger RNA. RefSeq lists its product as uncharacterized. Gene Ontology annotation, molecular function: alpha-amylase activity; calcium ion binding. The transcript has 3 exons. The record is from RefSeq and is a predicted model, not a curated record. Gene Ontology annotation, biological process: carbohydrate catabolic process. Lineage: Eukaryota; Fungi; Ascomycota; Sordariomycetes; Diaporthales; Diaporthaceae. Bases 2229 to 3842 code for a protein of 537 amino acids.